GGUUCUUUCUCUGAGUAAACAAAUUCCCAUUGCGAUCUUUCUCUCCCCGUGCGUCUCUUCAGUGAGAGAUUUCUAGGGUUUUCACUGAGAUUCAGAUUUCGCGCGCUCGCAGAAAACUAGGGUUUUCGAUUUUCUUCCCCUCAUUUUGUACAAUUUACCUUCUUGGUGAAAACGAAAGGUCAUUGCAUUGGUUCUUGAAUCCCAAGAUUUUCGACAAUAACCGAAAUCGCGCGAAAAAAUCUCAGCUCAUUCCCUCAAUGUAAUGACUUCUGUCGUCAGCGAAUGGCUCAAUUUCGUUUCCGGCGGCUCCGUACUCUUGCCAUACUCGUCCUCGCCUUCGCCGGUGCCGCCGUUUUCGGCGAUGGAGAGCAACGGACGGCCCCGACGAUCGACAAUAACGACAUAGAGCAGGUGACUGAUCUAGAUUGGAGCAGGUUGUUCCACCAUGACUACUCGCCGCCGUCUCCUCCACCUCCACCACCACGCCCGCCGUCGGUUUCUUGUGAGGACGAUCUUGGCGGGGUAGGUUCGCUAGACACGACGUGCCAGAUAACGAACGACUUGAACCUCACCCGCGACGUGUACAUAGCAGGGAAGGGAAAUUUCAACAUCCUCCCCGGUGUGAGGUUCCAUUGUGAGAUUUAUGGGUGCGUUAUAACCGUCAAUGUCACCGGGAACUUCACCUUAGGCGCCAACUCCUCGAUUGUGACUGGAGCCUUCGAGCUCGAAUCGGAGAACGCCGAAUUUGGUAACGGUUCGGUGGUGGAUACGACGGGGAUGGCGGGGAACCCGCCACCGCAGACUAGCGGGACGCCAGCAGGGGAGGAUGGAGGCGGCGGGGGCCACGGUGGGAGGGGCGCGAGCUGCUUGACGGACACGUCGAAGCUGCCAGAGGAUGUUUGGGGAGGGGAUGCGUAUGCUUGGGAUACGCUUCAGAACCCUGAAAGCUUUGGGAGCAAAGGUGGGUCUACGAGCCUCAAGGUAGACUAUGGUGGGUUAGGUGGUGGGAUUGUGAAAUUGAUGGUUCAUCAGGUUCUUGAGAUGAAUGCUAGGGUUUUAGCUGAUGGUGCAAAUGGAGGUAACAAAGGUGGAGGCGGCUCUGGUGGCAGCAUCUACAUCAAGGCUUACAGAAUGACUGGUGGUGGGAUGAUAAGUGCUUGUGGUGGUGAUGGUUAUGCUGGUGGUGGUGGUGGCAGAGUUUCAGUUGAUGUUUUCAGCAGGCACGAUGAGCCCAAAAUUUAUGUACAUGGUGGUAGUAGCGUGGGCUGUGCUGAAAAUGCAGGUGCUGCUGGAACUCUUUAUGAUGCAGUUCCUCGAAGCCUCAUUGUUGAUAACUUUAACAUGACAACUGAUACGGAGACACUUCUCUUGGACUUUCCUAAUCAACCUCUUUGGACCAAUGUUUAUGUUAGAAAUAAGGCUAGGGCCACGGUUCCUUUGCUCUGGAGUCGUGUACAGGUGCAAGGACAGAUAAGUAUCUUGCAGGGUGGGGUGUUGAGCUUUGGGCUGCGACAUUAUGCUUCUUCAGAGUUUGAGUUACUGGCUGAAGAACUGUUGAUGAGUGAUUCUGAGUUGAAGGUAUAUGGGGCUCUCCGUAUGUCAGUAAAAAUGUUCUUGAUGUGGAACUCAAAGUUGCUCAUAGAUGCCGGGGAGGGAACUGCUGUGGCAACUUCUUUGCUUGAAGCUAGUAAUUUGAUUGUUCUCAGGGAGUCUUCUGUUAUACAUUCUAAUGCAAACCUUGGAGUUCAUGGACAAGGUCUAUUAAAUUUGUCAGGGCCAGGGGAUUGGAUUGAAGCUCAGCGCUUGGUUUUAUCCCUAUUUUACAGUAUUCAUGUUGGGCCUGGGUCUGUCUUGCGUGGUCCAUUGGAGAAUGCAACAACUGAUGAUGCGACUCCCAAGCUUUAUUGUGACAAUGAAACUUGCCCUUUUGAAUUACUUCAUCCUCCUGAAGAUUGCAAUGUGAAUUCAUCAUUGUCAUUCACACUUCAGAUCUGCCGAGUUGAGGACAUUCUAGUUGAAGGCCUUAUUAAAGGUUCUGUUGUCCAUUUCCACAGGGCAAGGACCAUAACUGUGGAACCUUCAGGAUUAAUAUCGGCCUCUGGAAUGGGCUGUACUGGUGGUUUGGGCCAUGGAAAUGUUCUAAGCAAUGGUGUUGGCAGUGGCGGUGGGCAUGGUGGGAAAGGAGGGGAUGCAUGUUAUAACGAUAGUUGUAUUGAAGGUGGCAUUUCAUAUGGGAAUGCAAACUUGCCCUGUGAACUUGGUAGUGGAAGUGGAAAUAGCAGCUCAGCUAGUGGAACGUCUGGGGGUGGUAUUGUAGUCAUUGGAUCAUUAGAACAUUCUUUGUCAAGUUUGUCCAUUAAAGGUUCUAUAAGUGCUGAUGGAGAGAAUUUUGAACCAGCAACCAGGAGGGAGAAUCUUGCAAUUUUUGAUAAUUUUACUGGAGGUUCUGGGGGUGGAUCUGGUGGGACCAUACUAUUGUUUCUCCAUACCCUUUCACUUGCUGAAUCAGCUAUUCUUUCUAGUAUGGGCGGUUAUAGCACAAAUGGAGGCGGCGGUGGAGGUGGUGGACGAAUUCACUUUCAUUGGUCUGACAUUCCCACUGGAGAUCUUUAUCAGCCUAUUGCUAGUGUAAAAGGAGACAUUCAUACUGGGGGAGGACAAGGUAAAGGACAGGGUGGCUCGGGAGAAAAUGGGACAAUAACCGGAAGGGAUUGCCCCAAAGGGCUCUAUGGGACAUUUUGUGAGGAAUGUCCAGCUGGCACUUACAAGAAUGUUACUGGAUCUGAUAAAUCUCUCUGUCGCCAGUGUCCAGUUAAUGAGCUUCCUCAUCGUGCAUCAUAUAUUACGGUUCGAGGUGGGAAUGCUGAAACUCCUUGCCCGUACAGAUGUAUUUCAGACAGAUAUCACAUGCCAAACUGUUAUACUGCUCUCGAAGAGUUAAUCUACACAUUUGGUGGUCCAUGGUUGUUUGGUCUUUUUCUUACUUGUCUACUGAUCCUGUUAGCACUGGUGCUUAGUGUUGCUAGAAUGAAAUUUGUUGGGGUUGAUGAAUUGCCUGGCCCAGCACCUACCCAACAUGGUUCACAAAUAGAUCAUUCUUUCCCUUUCCUGGAGUCACUAAAUGAGGUCUUGGAAACAAACAGAGUUGAGGAGUCCCAAAGUCAUGUUUAUAGAAUGUACUUUAUGGGGCCUAAUACUUUCAGUGAGCCUUGGCAUCUGCCACAUUCACCUCCUGAACAGAUACAGGAUAUUGUUUUUGAAGGUGCAUUCAAUACUUUCGUGGAUGAGAUUAAUGCUUUAGCAACAUACCAGUGGUGGGAGGGUGCAAUCUAUAGCAUUCUUGCUGUUCUUGCAUAUCCUCUUGCAUGGUCAUGGCAACAAUGGCGUAGGAGAUUGAUGUUGCAACGUUUGCGUGAGUUUGUUCGAUCAGAGUACGAUCAUGCUUGCCUUCGUUCAUGUCGUUCUCGAGCUCUCUAUGAAGGGAUCAAGGUGAAUGCAACUUCUGAUUUGAUGCUUGCAUAUGUGGACUUCUUUCUUGGUGGAGAUGAAAAGAGGACAGACUUGCCUCCUCGAUUACAUGAAAGGUUUCCAAUGGCAUUGAUUUUUGGGGGUGAUGGAACUUAUAUGGCUCCAUUCUCUCUUAACAAUGAUAAUAUUCUUACCAGCCUUAUGAGUCAGUCAGUUCAACCAACAACAUGGUAUCGAUUAGUGGCUGGACUUAACGCGCAGUUGCGCUUAGUUCGUCGAGGACGACUAAGAGUAACAUUUCGACCUGUCCUCAAAUGGCUAGAGACUCAUGCUAAUCCUGCAUUGAGUAUCCAUGGUAUUGGUGUUGAUCUUGGCUGGUUUCAGGCGACAAGUAGUGGAUAUUGCAACUAUGGGCUUGUGGUUUAUGCUCUUGAGGAUGAAGGCUAUCCGUCCGGUGCAGAAAAUAUUGAUGUAGCUUCAAGAACUGAGGAAAGAUCACGGCUUCUUAAUAUUAAGAAGGAUCGACCCCCAGUUCUUCCAAGAAGCAGAGGUCACUUAAGCCCUCGUGGAAGAACUGAGAACAAUUAUAUGAGGCGAAAGACACACGGAGCUGCUUUAAGUGUGAACAAUUUGCAUAUGCUUGAUGAGAAGAGAGAUAUCUUUUAUCUUCUCUCUUUUAUACUUCAUAAUACAAAACCUGUUGGCCAUCAGGAUCUUGUUGGUUUAGUAAUCUCAAUGCUACUUCUAGGAGAUUUUAGUUUAGUAUUACUUACGCUGCUUCAACUGUAUUCAAUUUCGAUGAUGGAUGUCUUCCUUGUUUUGUUCAUAUUGCCUUUUGGUAUUCUCCUCCCGUUUCCUGUUGGAAUUAAUGCUCUCUUUAGUCAUGGACCAAGACGUUCUGCAGGCCUUGCACGCCUUUAUGCUCUAUGGAACCUUACAUCUGUCGUUAAUGUUGUCAUUGCAUUUCUUUGUGGAUAUGUUCAUUACUACUCUCAAUCAUCUUCGGGUAAAAAACAACCCAGCACUCAGCCAUGGAGUAUCGGCAUGGACGAAAAUGAAUGGUGGAUUUUUCCAGCUGGACUGGUAUUGUGUAAAUUGUUCCAAUCUCAACUCAUCAAUUGGCAUGUUGCCAAUCUGGAAAUUCAAGACCGUUCCUUGUAUAGUAACGAUUUUGAGCUGUUCUGGCAGUCAUGAUGGUAUGUUCACAGCAUAUAUACAUAUAUUCAACAUUAACUCAUUUCCUCCUUCCCCUCCUUUUCCCUUGAUCUAAUACAUGUUUAAUUUGAGUACGGCCAUCUAGAAUAGGUCAAAGAUUGACAUAGAGAUGGUAGGAAAACUCAAGGUGGGGAGAAAUAGCACUACAGAAAAUCCAAAGUAGAGUUUUAGAGGCAUUCAUUACUGUAACACCUGAUGUUCAAUAGUUUUUGUUAUAAAAAAAAAAAGAAAAUAUUCACCUUGAAUUUUCCUACUGUGUAAAUAUAAAGUAAAUAAGCACUCUCUAAAUGUAGUUGUAGAUUAGUCUUAAUGCAUACUUUGUCAUUUUUGUUCACUUGGGAAAUGCCCUCAAGUUUAGUAAAAAUCAACCAUGAGAAUUUGGCAGUCUUGGAAUAUAAGAUUUUUUGAACUUCAAUCCUCCGGCAACCUUGCCACAAAAGAGAAGUUAUUGUUUCAUACUUGUUUCAGCUGUUGGUCAUUUUUUUUGUAAUCAAACAUACUUAUACUACAAUUGUAUUACUUAGCUUUUUUGUUUUAAUUCUGAGUUGAGAUCAUGGUUGGUUUUCAAGGUUA
Arachis stenosperma is the source of this 5256-nucleotide messenger RNA. RefSeq lists its product as uncharacterized. The coding region runs from base 283 to 4662 and encodes 1459 amino acids. The transcript has 22 exons. The record is from RefSeq and is a predicted model, not a curated record. NCBI's taxonomy places the organism in Eukaryota, Viridiplantae, Streptophyta, Magnoliopsida, Fabales, Fabaceae.